Messenger RNA from Pollicipes pollicipes, 777 nucleotides. RefSeq lists its product as uncharacterized. The record is from RefSeq and is a predicted model, not a curated record. The transcript is spliced from 2 exons. Bases 1 to 777 code for a protein of 258 amino acids. Gene Ontology annotation, biological process: attachment of mitotic spindle microtubules to kinetochore. NCBI's taxonomy places the organism in Eukaryota, Metazoa, Arthropoda, Thecostraca, Pollicipedomorpha, Pollicipedidae.
AUGGAGCUGUUGCUGUCUGGAGCCAAGCGCCAGAUGGAGCUGAGCGCCUCUGAUGAUGAGCGCCAGAUGGAGCUGGGCUCAUCUGGUGACGAGUGUCAGAUGGACCAGGGCUCAUCUGGUGAUGAGUGUCAGAUGGACCUGGGCUCGACUGAUGAUGAGUGUCAGAUGGACCUGGGCUCGACUGAUGACGAGUGUCAGAUGGAGUUGGGCUCGUCUGAUGAUGAGUGUCAGAUGGAGCUAUAUUCAUCCGAUUCCCAGCGCCAGAUGGAGCAGGGCUCGCCUGAUGCUCAGCGCCAGAUAGAGCUGGGCUUGCCUGAUGCUCAGCGCCAGAUGGAGCUGAGCUCGCCUGAUGCUCAGCGCCAGAUGGAGCUGAGCUCGCCUGAUGCUCAGCGCCAGAUGGAGCUGGGCUCGCCUGAUGCCGAGCGCCAGAUGGAGCUGGGCUCGCCAGGUGCUCAGCGCCAGAUGGAGCUGAGCUCGCCUGACGCUCAGCGCCAGAUGGAGCUGGGCUGGCCUGAUGCUCAGCGCCAGAUGGAGCUGAGCUCGCCUGAUGCUCAGCGCCAGAUGGAGCUGAGCUCGCCUGAUGCCGAGCGCCAGAUGGAGCUGGGCUCGCCAGGUGCUCAGCGCCAGAUGGAGCAGGGCUCGCCUGAUGCUCAGCGCCAGAUGGAGCUGAGCUCGCCUGACGCUCAGCGCCAGAUGGAGCUGGGCAGGUCUGAUUUCCAGCACCAGAUGGAGUUGAACUGGUCUGGUUCCCAGCGCCAGAUGGAGCUAGCGCCCUGA